Molecule: messenger RNA, 297 nt
Organism: Lachancea mirantina
Lineage: Eukaryota; Fungi; Ascomycota; Saccharomycetes; Saccharomycetales; Saccharomycetaceae
Source: the annotation of a GenBank genome assembly
AUGAGCGACGAAGACAAGGAUUAUAAGCAGCGAUUAAUAUCGCAGCUUAAAGGGAAGCUUUGGUUUUGUAUUGAACAGCAAAUAAAGAAAGAAUUGCCGUCUGGAACGGCGUAUUCGCCGAAAUUCGUGAAUGCAUUGGUAGAGUUGACAUUUACGCAAUUGGUGGAGGUGGGGUGCGAUCUCGAGGCGUUCGCAAGACACGCGGGUCGCGCAACGAUUAAUGUCGACGAUAUGAUGUUAGUAGUACGUAAGUCUCCAGAUUUGAAGGCUGCGCUAGAGCAGGAAAUUGAGAGAUGA